CGCGCAAACACGGGUAUCCGAUUACUGGCAACUCAUUCAUUCAAACAUUUUAGUGGGCACAGGUGGCCCAAGCUCGCAAAUGAGCUUCCCUGACAUACAGUACUACUCAGGUUAGGCUAGAGACGAAAACUAAAAAGGAGCAUGAAUAAAAAUAUUUUAAAAACCUACCCUUAAUUGCUUCGGCCUUGCUUCAGCUGUGUGUGUUUCCUCGUUUCUCGUGAGGUUCCUAGGUAGAUUAAUGGCCCUUUUGGUGAUUUGUUUACCUUCACUGCUAUGUCCUCUAUGUAAGAGGAAGAAAGGAAAUGCAGAGGACAAAGCAGUGAACCUAAAAAUCACCUAAAUUGCCAUAAAACGGCCCACAACAUUCAACAUUCGCUCCUUUCGUGAUCAUCAAAUGUGGCGCCCGCGUCUCAAAUUUCCCGCUCUUUUGUCAUCCUUGUACCAAGUGAUAGAAUGCAUCCAAUCAAAUAUAAAUUUAAAUAUCGCUCCUCUCCCCUCCCCUCCCCUCCCCUCCCAUCUUCGACUGAACUUCUCCCUGGAGGCUUUGCGAGUAUAUAUCUUCGUUUCGCCGGCUUCGCCUCUUUACCUGUUAAAUUUUGUUCUCUUUCAUCAAUACAUAAGAGAGAGACGGAAAAUAAUUCCAGCAGCAUGUCACAGGUUUGUUCAAAUUGUGGUGGAAGUGACAUCGACAUUGAUCAAGCUCGUGGCGAUGCAGUUUGUAUGGGAUGUGGGUCCGUGCUCGAAGACAACAUUAUCGUCUCCGAGGUUCAGUUUCAAGAGAAUAGUAUCGGAGGUGCCAGUGCCAUUGGACAGUUCGUCUCAGCCGAAGGAAACAAAGCAGGAGUUGGUUUGGGAUCUGCAUUUCGCCAUGGACUUGGUCAGGAAUCAAGAGCAGUGACCCUUGAAAAUGGGAAGAGAAGAAUAAACACUGUAGGUCACCAGCUGCAGAUGAAUCAGCAUUGUAUUGACACUGCUUACAACUUCUACAAGCUGGCAGUCAACAAGCGUCUUACCAGAGGCAGGCGAACAAAUCAUGUUGUGGCAGCGUGUCUGUACCUUGUAUGCAGAACAGAGAGAACUCCACACAUGUUGCUGGAUUUCAGUGAUGUUUUACAGAUUGAUGUUUUCACCCUUGGUAGAGCAUACCUAAAGCUGGCUCAAGAACUUUACAUUAACCUGCCUGCUGUUGAUCCCUGCCUGUACAUCCAUCGUUUUGCCCAUAAGUUGGAAUUUGGUGAGAAGGAGCACGAUGUUGCUGUGACAGCUUUGCGGCUUGUGUCCAGAAUGAAGAGAGACUGGAUUCAUCAUGGCAGACGACCUUCAGGCCUUUGUGGAGCAGCUCUCUUAGUUGCUGCAAGAUUACAUGGAUUUAACAGAACCGUGCGUGAAGUUGUCAAAACCGUUCGCAUCAGUGAUACCACUAUACGAAAGAGGUUGGGUGACUUCCGUGACACGCCCUCCAGUCAGCUGACCAUUGAUGAAUUUCAGACCAUUGAUCUUGAGGAGGAGCAGGAUCCUCCGUCAUUCACACAGGCCAGGAAAAGAGCAAAACAACAGCUUGAGGAGCUGAACAAACCAGAAAUUGCUUCAGAACUGGAACAAUUCCAGAACUCAAUUGAGAAAAUUUUAGGCAUUGAUUCCAAAAAGGACAAACCUGUCCCAGUAGAUGAAAGUGGAAAUACUAAUGAUUCAAGUAGGACUUUGGAACAAGAUGUUACAAGAGAUGCUAGUAGUGACACUUCACUUGUGGUUCCUCCCUUUGGCAUAGCAGAUCUGAUGUCAAAGAUUGACAAUGUAGAAGACAUGUUGCUGGAUUUCAGUGAUGUUUUACAGAUUGAUGUUUUCACCCUUGGUAGAGCAUACCUAAAGCUGGCUCAAGAACUUUACAUUAACCUGCCUGCUGUUGAUCCCUGCCUGUACAUCCAUCGUUUUGCCCAUAAGUUGGAAUUUGGUGAGAAGGAGCACGAUGUUGCUGUGACAGCUUUGCGGCUUGUGUCCAGAAUGAAGAGAGACUGGAUUCAUCAUGGCAGACGACCUUCAGGCCUUUGUGGAGCAGCUCUCUUAGUUGCUGCAAGAUUACAUGGAUUUAACAGAACCGUGCGUGAAGUUGUCAAAACCGUUCGCAUCAGUGAUACCACUAUACGAAAGAGGUUGGGUGACUUCCGUGACACGCCCUCCAGUCAGCUGACCAUUGAUGAAUUUCAGACCAUUGAUCUUGAGGAGGAGCAGGAUCCUCCGUCAUUCACACAGGCCAGGAAAAGAGCAAAACAACAGCUUGAGGAGCUGAACAAACCAGAAAUUGCUUCAGAACUGGAACAAUUCCAGAACUCAAUUGAGAAAAUUUUAGGCAUUGAUUCCAAAAAGGACAAACCUGUCCCAGUAGAUGAAAGUGGAAAUACUAAUGAUUCAAGUAGGACUUUGGAACAAGAUGUUACAAGAGAUGCUAGUAGUGACACUUCACUUGUGGUUCCUCCCUUUGGCAUAGCAGAUCUGAUGUCAAAGAUUGACAAUGUAGAAGAUAAAGCAGAAGAAGACCAAGAGAGUGAAGAACUCGAUCUAACAGGCCUGGAUGAAACAGAACUGGAUAAAUGCCUCUUAAAUGAACAAGAGAUAGAAAUAAAAACAAAGCUGUGGAUGGAAGAAAACAAGGAUUAUUUAGAAAAACAAAAAGAAAAGGAGGAAAAGGAAGCACGAGAGAGAGAAGAAGGAAAUAAACAAGAACCAAAAAAGAAAAGAAAACCUUACAAGAAAAAAGUUCCAACCGGACCAGCAAAUACUGCUGGCGAGGCUAUUGAAAAGAUGCUGGUAGAAAAGAAAAUCUCUAGUAAAAUAAACUACGAGGUACUAAGGGAUCUGGAGACGAGCCAAUCCAGUAGGCCCUCUACACCAGUCACACCUGUUCCUAAACCGGUUUUACCACUCAAACAGGAAUUUAUAACGCCGCGCGUACCAACUAGGACCGGAGGAAGAAAGCGAGACUCUUCUACUCCUGCUGCUUCGCCUUCGGAUACCUUCAAGAAACCAAAGCUCGUUCAGUCCCAAAAGCCAGUUAAGGUGGAAGCAGUUGACAAAGAAGUCGUCAUUGAAAGCGGCCCCGUGGAGUAUGAAAAGACUGACGAAUCUAACCCCAUGGGAGAGGAGGACGAAUUUGACGAACUGGAAGAGGAGGACGAAGAACCAGUCAGCGCCGUACAUCUCAUGGGUCAUUUGUAUGAAGCAAAUCUCGAUGAAGAAUAUGGCGACUUUGACGAUUACGAGUAAUCUACGCUGCUUCCCAUUCUGGUUCAGGCGGGAAUCCUGUUUCAGGCAAAUUCAUUGAAACAGAGUGCUUCGUCGGCGUAUGCUCUUAAAAGCAAAACCUGAAGUAGUUUCCCGCUCCUUCUAACCAAUCCAGAAAGUUUCGGGAGCCGAAAGUUGUUGCGGCGUCGAAAGCACACGUCAUGUUACCAAGCAACCAAAGUGGCGUAAACCGCUGGUUCAGGUAGUCGACACCAGAGAUAAGACAGAACUCGGACUCUUCUCUGAGUGUCUGCACUGUGGGCAAGUUUCUGAGAAGAUAUCCCGUUUAUUUUAUCGCAUGCACUGACGACUUGUCCACAAUGAUGAACACGGUUUGUUCCUACGAAUGAACAGGUGGUGUGGAAAAGUCGCGGAGAAUACAGAGCUAACGGCUCUAGAUCGGUGGUGAACUUGGCCGAUAAAACCAAGGAGGAAUAUGAAAAAAACAGGCAUUUCAGCAGUACUCCUAUGAAUUGGAUACAUCUUUAAUGUGAACACGGGGAGCACUUCACCUCCCGUCCAUACAUGGCGAACACGUAAUAUCUCCAGUGUGGACGCAAAACUGCCCUGUACAAAUGAAAAUUCGAAUAGCUAACAGUAUGAGGCCCCGUCCACACUACGCCGGAGAAAUUUGAAAACGGAGGUUACACUCUGAAAACCCAUCGAAUGUU
Messenger RNA from Orbicella faveolata, 3950 nucleotides. Its product is annotated as transcription factor IIIB 90 kDa subunit-like. Gene Ontology annotation, molecular function: TBP-class protein binding; RNA polymerase III general transcription initiation factor activity; RNA polymerase III type 3 promoter sequence-specific DNA binding. Gene Ontology annotation, cellular component: transcription preinitiation complex; transcription factor TFIIIB complex; nucleus. The record is from RefSeq and is a predicted model, not a curated record. Gene Ontology annotation, biological process: transcription preinitiation complex assembly; DNA-templated transcription initiation; transcription by RNA polymerase III. NCBI's taxonomy places the organism in Eukaryota, Metazoa, Cnidaria, Anthozoa, Scleractinia, Merulinidae.